Cladocopium goreaui is the source of this 3450-nucleotide messenger RNA. The record is from the annotation of a GenBank genome assembly. Lineage: Eukaryota; Dinophyceae; Suessiales; Symbiodiniaceae.
AUGGAAACUCUGGAGAAGUUCUGUGAUGUUCUGAUUCAUCGUCGUCGGUUUGUGUUGGGCUUUUGGCUCAUCCUUGGAAUUUGUUGUGGCCCAUUUGCUUUGAGAUUGGUGGACCACUGCAAGUUUACCUUUGAGCCUGUGAAGGGCACACAAACUUAUGAUGCUCAAUUGGCCUUUGAACGAGAGUUUCCUGACAAUGUGAAUCAGGACGUGGAGUUGAUUUUGAUCAGCUGCCACAGCUGCAAAUCCAUCGCCAACGAGAGCUUUGCUUCAACGGCCGUUCAGCAGUUACGCGCAGUUUGUACAUCCUUAGCCGCGUCUCAUCCUGGUGUUCUCCACAACUGGACGGAUCACUUGCAAUUCCUUGAGUCUUCACCCGGACGUCUUGGGGUUCCAAGCCCUUUCCUUGCGAAAUCCAAUCAGACGAUGCUCUUUCAACUUUCCUGGACUGUGGGGCCCAGACAGCGUGAAGUCAUUGGAAUGCUGGACCAGAUUCGCAAGACGGUCAAGGAGCUCCGAGCAGAAGCGGGUAGCAACGGCAGCGACCAUUCCAUCAGCCUGACAGGGCAACUGGCACUGUUUACGGAUACGCUGACCUCCACCAGGCACGACAUCGAAAAAAAGGAUCUCGUCGUGAUGCCUUUCGCCUUAUUGGUGCUGGCCGCGCGAGUUGGCUCUCUUCGCUUGAUGCUGAUCCCCAUUUGUUGUUUGAUUUUGAGUCUAUCCUCUGCUCUUGGACUGUUCCUACCCUUCGCUGUCUUCGUUGUGGAUAUCUCACCACUGGCACCAAGCACCAUGGUUUUUCUGGGAAUUGCUCUAGCCAUUGAUUACUCGCUCUUUAUGUUGACACGAUACAUGGAGGAGGUGCAAUCUGGUGCUUCCACAGAGAUGUCAUUGAAAUCCAUGAUGAGACAGAGCGGGCACGUGGUGAUGAUCAGUGCUUCAGUUUUGAUCAUUUGCUACGUGGGUGUUCUAUUCUAUCCCAGUGGCGGCAUCGCCACCAUUGGCCUGGGAGCAUCACUGACCGUCUUCCUGUGUGCAGCGACGAACUUGAUGCUGACGCCCAGCCUGAUCUCUACAUUUCCAGGUUUCUUUGGUGCUGAAAGCGCUCGAAGCAGAAUCGAGCGCCGAGCAGGUCGCAGGUGUGGAAGAAUCAGUUGUUGCUCUGGAGGCUGUUGGCAGCGGAUUGCUCAUGUUGUGACAAAGCAGCCUGGCGUGAUCCUGAUCCCCAUCGCUUGUUUAGCCUUUCUGCUGCCAGCCUGUGCUGUUUUGAUGCACUACCACGAGAGCUUUGCCAAUACCUUGACCUUCCCUGCAAAAUCGGACACCAGUUUGGCUUAUCAUCAACUGAUCAGUGAGUUUCCAGCUGGGAAGCUGAGUCCUCAGUAUGUCUUGAUUCCAGCGGGUCCGAACAACGCCACCGUUCGAAGUGAUGAGUACUUCAAUUUCAGUUGCGACAUCGCAAACGCGCUCUUGCAAGAGCUAUCAGUAGAACCCUUUCAUCUCAAAGCCACGGAUUUUCUGUCACCUGCUUUGCUUCCUGUCCCAGUACCUUCGUUGGGUCCUUCGGGUAGCUCAGCCGAUGGCGAAUUGAAGUGUUUGCGUUGGAAUUCUACAGCCAAAGAUGCUCGGCAUCCUUUUGGUCCCAUUACUGCAGAAGUCUUGUUGAGCUUACCUGGAGAUGUCGGUGAGUCGUACCGGGAGCAGUGGAACAAGCUGGUCAGCUACAAGACCGGAGAGCAUUCCUCACUCUUGAUGCUGACAGUUCCAUUUGAUCCUUUCAGUGACACUUUGUGGCCGUUUGUGAUCGCUGCACGGAAUGCCAUCGCCAAAGCGACGGGCAACCGAACAGCAGACGCUCAUGUCCUGGGCAAAGACAUUGUGACAACCGUUGAUGAUGCACAAUCCAACGUGAUGUUGUUUGGCACGCUCACGGUGGUUUUUGACAUCGUGCAAGUGACCUACGGACGCCUGCCAUACAUCGUCUCAGGGACGGUUAUAGCAGUUUUCUCACUGAUAGCCUAUGCAUUCAAAGCGGCUCUGGCCCCGGUCAAAAUGCUUGUAACAGUGGUGGUGCCCUUAGCUGCUGUCUUUGGCAUCGCUGUGUGGGUCUAUCAAUUUGGUGCUCUGGAUUGGCUCCCCGGAGGCCCAGGAAACAAUCCAUUCACCAGUCCUCCAGGGGGUGGCUUCUAUUGGGCUGCACCCGUGUUCACCUGCACCAUCAUCAUCGGCCUGGCCCUGGACUAUGAUGUCUUCCUCUUUGCCAGAGUCAUAGAGCUCCGCAAAAAGGGCUACAGCAAUCCUGCUGCAGUCCGAGGAGGUUUGACAUUGACAGGUCCCACCAUCACUGCAGCCGGACUCAUCAUGGCAAUUGCCUUUGGAGGGCUUCUUCUCAGCGAUGUGCCCAGCAACAACCAGAUUGGCUUUGUCAUGGCAUUCGGAGUUUUGAUGGACACCUUUGUGAUUCGCACAUGUUUGGUUCCAUCAGUCCUGACACUGGCAGCGUCUUUGAACUAUUGGCCACAGCGAAUGCCAGAGCCAGGGCCUUUGGAGGUGGAAAUGCUACAGCACGACUGCGAGCCUGAUUCACCCCUUGGCAUCCCCUGGGCAUCCAGCAGGGUUCCUCGGCGCAUGCUGUCCAUUCUUGGCCCCCGCUUGGCUCGGAUGGAGACCUUUCGCUGGGCUGAGAAGGCACGGUCCCCUGCGAAGCAAAAUGUAAAUGGGCGGCUGGCAGAACUGGCACAAGAUCUGUGGUCGGAAGUUGAGGCAGCACGGAAAUGGGCCUUGGUGUUGGAUGCUCCUUCUUUGUCGUCCAGCACUGCCUUGUUGACUGCAGGAUUUCGCGCUCAGCAGAUUGUGGUGCCCAAUGAUAGUGAUGCUGUUUUCCCCAACAACAGCUCAAGUAAGGCACUGGUGAUGAAGGGCCUCAGUUUGAAUCAGUUCCUGAAACAAAAUCAGAUAAAUCAGGCAGGCCGAGGGGCGGCAAGGGACCAGAAGGUCCAGAAGUACGGACCUUUCAGUUGCGUCUAUUGCGACUUCACCCAAUGCCUGGAUGGAAGCUGGAAGCCAUCCCAGGAGUUGGAAGAUCCCACGCUAUCACUUCAGUCCCCUUCAGAAUCACAAUAUGCCAGUCCUUUGGAAGACCUGCAAAGCCUCUUUCACGGAGAGCAUUUGGACGAGGAUGGUGCCCUUUUAGCCGUGACCUUAGCCCAUCUGCGAUCUCCUCAACGGAUUCCUGUCACCGGUGCCGGUGGCGAUCAAUGGCAACGGCUGCGGUUGUUGCUGGGUACCUUGGCGCAGCAACGUGGCUUGUGCGGAGUUCCUGUGGAACGUUUGGAGUUGAAGGGCGUGGCGACAGAGUUUUGGAUCAUCGGGAUGCCAGGCUCUAAGAGAUUGGGGAAGGCAUUGAGAAAGCAACUGGAACGCGUUCAUGGGACGGGAUACAAGUGA